Messenger RNA from Oldenlandia corymbosa var. corymbosa, 1119 nucleotides. The record is from the annotation of a GenBank genome assembly. NCBI's taxonomy places the organism in Eukaryota, Viridiplantae, Streptophyta, Magnoliopsida, Gentianales, Rubiaceae.
CGAAAAUAAACGGACCGUAUCAAACGACAUCGUUAACUCAAACCCUAGUAACAUUUCGCUAUAUAUAAUCAAAACCCUACAAAAUUGCAUUCUCAACCAGCCGCACCCAAAGGAGAGAGCACAUACCGGAAACUGCAAAGGUGAGAUUUCAAAUCGGCGGCAAUGAAGUAUAAUCCAAGGGUUUCCUCCUCUCGCCGCAAGAGCCGAAAGGCUCACUUCACCGCUCCUUCCAGCGUUCGCCGCGUGUUGAUGAGCGCUCCAUUGUCGACCGAUCUCAGGCAGAAGUACAACGUCCGCUCGAUGCCGGUCCGCAAGGACGAUGAGGUUCAGGUUGUUCGUGGCACCUACAAGGGCCGUGAGGGAAAGGUCGUCCAAGUCUACCGUAAGAAAUGGGUUAUCCACAUCGAACGCAUCACUCGCGAGAAGGUUAAUGGCUCCACUGUGAACGUUGGCAUCCACCCUUCCAACGUGGUCAUCACAAAGCUCCGCCUCGACAAGGACCGUAAGUCACUUCUCGAUCGCAAGGCCAAGGGACGCGCCGCUGCUGAUAAGGAUAAGGGAACCAAGUUUACUGCUGAGGAUAUCAUGCAAAAUGUCGAUUGAGCGUAUUAAGAUCCAUCUUGUUGUCUUUUAUUUCGUAUUACUCUUUAGGGUUGAGAAAGAUUUUGCUAUAAACUUCAAGCUUUUGGUUAUUAUUAGUCCCUAAAUAUGGAAUUUUUCCGCUCGGAUUCUAUUGUGGGUAUUUUGGCAAUCGCUGAUAGCCUGGAUCUUUUAAGUUAUAUUGUCUAUUUUAUCUUAAUGUUUGCUCUUCUUAGUUGCCAUACAUUCGUUUAAUUAUUCUCAUGGUUAUGUGUGGAAGCUUUGAAUUGAGAGACUUUGGACUCCCAGUGCGGUUGAUUUUGCUCAAUCAGCAGUAAUAUGUGUGUCAUUUCAAUUCUAUCACUCAAUUUAGUGUGGCAUAAUGGUCCAUAUUGUUGGGUUAGUCUUUACAAUGCUUUGUGGCUGAAUUUUUGCUGUUUCACAAUGAUUUUGGUUUUGGGGUUAUUAGUUUAUGUGUUCAUUGUGUGUUGGAUAUCAACUAUCAAGUGUGAUGAUACAGGUUAGAGCUCAUUAAUGUGA